Molecule: messenger RNA, 7914 nt
Organism: Talpa occidentalis (Iberian mole)
Lineage: Eukaryota; Metazoa; Chordata; Mammalia; Eulipotyphla; Talpidae
Gene: GRAMD1B
Product: GRAM domain containing 1B
Exons: 20
Coding region: 591-2945 (784 amino acids)
Biological process (GO): intracellular sterol transport
Cellular component (GO): endoplasmic reticulum membrane; endoplasmic reticulum-plasma membrane contact site; plasma membrane
Molecular function (GO): sterol binding; sterol transfer activity
Source: RefSeq, a predicted model, not a curated record
CCCUUGCAUGAAACAAUCACCUUUUAUAAGCAGACUCAUUCAUUAUUCAAUAGCAUGUCUUUUUCUUCCCUAGAGAGUAAGUUCCUUCAGGACAGAAUGUAUCUGUCUCUCUUUUUUAACCUCUGUAGCCCUUCAAAUGGAGCCUGGCACAUAGUAGGUGCUCUUGAAAUGCCUGCUGAAUGAGAGAUGAGAUUUCACUGCACACUAUUGAAAUAAAGCCAAGGACAGAAUAUUUUUUUCCCCUCAAGAAAGAAGCGUCAUUUCAAAUAUUGUAAAACGUCAGAAAGAAGGAAUUGGGAUAGAAUAAAGGCCAUCAGGCAGUCAUUAGUGACCUUUGAUAAGAGAACAGUUUGUGUCAAGGAAUAGAGAUGGAAUCGUGAUUGCAGGGAGUGAAGAUGGGACACACGAGAAUAUUUAUGCAGUGGUGGUGAUCACUAGUUGGAGGAGUAGGGCAAUGAAAGGAAAAUAAAAAGGUACUUAACUUCAACACUCAAAGUAUGAUGAGACCAAAGAUAGCCUGAGCCCAUGUUGGGUGAAUUUUUGUUCUCUUUGCAAAACUGGACAUCAGAAUACCAAUUUAUCUCAUCAAAAUGAGAGUCUCUCAGCUGAGCUCAAGAACAGAGCCUGCCCAUGGCAGGGUCAUUCAUUACCUUCUCCCUAAAAUCUUCCUGAGAAGAAAAUGGAGCAGCCAACAGAGUAGCCAGCAGAGCAGCCACGACGAUGAUUCUAGCAGGUUCCUGAGUCCUCGAGUGCGGGAAGAAAGCACUGCCAGUAACUCAAACCGCAGCACGCCCGCCUGCUCCCCCAUCCUCCGGAAGCGGUCUCGCUCGCCAACCCCACAGAACCCCGACGGAGACACCAUGGUGGAGAAGGGCUCAGAUCACUCCUCGGACAAGUCCCCGUCCACACCCGAGCAGGGCGUGCAGCGCAGCUGCUCCUCACAGUCGGGCCGCAGUGGUGGCAAAAAUUCCAAGAAAAGCCAGAGUUGGUAUAAUGUAUUAAGCCCCACUUACAAGCAGAGAAAUGAAGACUUCCGAAAGCUCUUUAAGCAACUUCCAGACACGGAGCGCCUCAUUGUUGAUUAUUCAUGUGCACUCCAAAGGGACAUUCUUCUUCAGGGCCGACUCUACCUCUCUGAAAAUUGGAUCUGCUUCUACAGCAACAUCUUCCGCUGGGAAACUCUGCUGACCGUCCGUUUGAAAGACAUCUGCUCCAUGACUAAGGAGAAAACAGCUCGCCUCAUUCCCAAUGCCAUCCAAGUUUGCACCGACUCAGAAAAGCACUUUUUCACUUCAUUUGGGGCGCGGGAUAGGACGUACAUGAUGAUGUUCCGGCUCUGGCAGAAUGCUCUCCUUGAAAAGCCCCUGUGCCCCAAGGAGCUCUGGCACUUUGUUCACCAGUGCUACGGGAACGAGUUGGGCCUGACCAGUGAUGACGAGGACUACGUGCCACCCGAUGACGACUUCAACACGAUGGGCUACUGCGAGGAGAUCCCCGUAGAAGAGAAUGAAGUCAAUGACAGCUCCUCCAAAAGCAGUAUAGAGACCAAGCCGGAUGCCAGUCCACAGCUGCCCAAGAAGUCUAUCACCAACAGCACCCUCACCUCCACUGGGAGCAGCGAAGCCCCUGUCUCAUUCGAUGGACUGCCCCUGGAAGAGGAGGUGCUGGGGGGCGAUGGAUCGCUAGAGAAGGAGCUCACCAUCGACAACAUCAUUGGGGAGAAAAUUGAGGUCCUUGCACCUGUGGCCUCCCCCUCCCUGGACUUCAAUGACAAUGAGGACAUCCCCACCGAGCUCAGCGACUCUUCCGAUACCCAUGACGAAGGCGAGGUCCAGGCCUUCUACGAGGACCUGAGUGGCCGGCAAUAUGUGAAUGAAGUCUUCAACUUCAGUGUGGACAAGCUCUAUGACCUUCUGUUCACCGACUCGCCUUUCCAGCGUGACUUCAUGGAGCAACGACGCUUCUCUGACAUCAUCUUCCAUCCCUGGAAGAAGGAAGAGAACGGAAACCAGAGCCGAGUGAUUCUUUAUACCAUCACCCUGACCAACCCCCUGGCUCCCAAAACGGCCACCGUCAGGGAGACACAGACCAUGUACAAGGCGAGCCAGGAGAGUGAGUGUUACGUGAUCGACGCCGAGGUCCUCACACACGACGUGCCCUACCAUGACUACUUCUACACCAUCAAUCGCUACACGCUCACCCGUGUGGCCCGGAACAAGAGUCGGCUCAGGGUCUCCACAGAGCUGCGUUAUCGGAAACAGCCCUGGGGGUUGGUGAAGUCUUUCAUCGAGAAGAACUUCUGGAGUGGGCUGGAGGACUAUUUCCGCCAUCUAGAGAGCGAGCUGACCAAAACAGAAAGUACCUACCUGGCUGAGAUGCACAGACAGUCUCCCAAAGAGAAGGCCAGCAAGCCUCCAACGGUGCGGAGGAGGAAGCGUCCCCAUGCCCACCUGCGGGUCCCUCACCUGGAAGAGGUGAUGAGCCCCGUCACCACACCCACUGAUGAAGAUGUGGGUCACAGGAUUAAGCACGUGGCAGGUUCCACGCAGACACGGCAUAUCCCCGAGGACGCCCCCAAUGGUUUCCACCUGCAGAGUGUGUCCAAGCUGUUGCUGGUUAUCAGCUGUGUUCUGGUGCUGCUGGUCAUCCUUAACAUGAUGCUCUUCUACAAACUCUGGAUGUUGGAAUACACCACCCAGACCCUCACUGCCUGGCAGGGUCUGAGGCUCCAAGAAAGGUUACCCCAGUCUCAGACAGAAUGGGCCCAGCUCUUAGAGUCCCAACAAAAGUACCAUGAUACCGAGCUUCAAAAAUGGAGGGAAAUCAUCAAAUCCUCAGUGAUGCUUCUUGACCAGAUGAAGGACUCACUCAUCAACCUUCAGAAUGGCAUCAGGUCCCGUGACUACUCAUCAGAAAGCGAAGAGAAGAGGAACCGCUAUCACUGACAAGGCAGGAGCAGGGGUGGCUGCAAGAGGCCUGUGCAAUACAUGUACAUAGACCAUAUAAAUAUAUAUAAAUAUAUAUAUACAGAAUAUAAAUAUAUAUAUAUAUUAUAUACAGAUUUUAAACAGAGAUAAUGCCUAUGUACCAGGGAGAAGGAGCGGGACCGCCCCCGUGCUGGUCGGUGGAGGGGCCGAGGAGGGCAGGGACCAUCUCCCAGCACCGACCUCCCCUGACCCUCCUCCUCCCCCUCCUGUCAUCCCCGCCCUUUCCCUCGCUGGCCAUUCUUGGCUCUGAGAAGGGAAAUGUUGUUGAGCCAAAGUUAUGCCUGUGAAGACCCUGGGUCUUGAAAAGAAGCCUCAAGGGGGCAUUGCUUCAGGUGCUUCAUUCCCUAAUAAUCCCCUUCUGAUUUGUCUCCCCAAUGGAAGAGAAUCUCCUCUUCCCGACCCCACGCCUCCAGAUGUUCUCUUGUGAACAAGGAAGCAUCAAGGGCAGGAGCCCCAUCUAAACUCCACCAGACAGGCCGCCCCCUUCCUGUGGACCAUCCCCCAAGAGUCGGGUGGAGAGGCUGGUGGGAAAGCUGGAAAGGCUGCGCUUGUGACUUUGUGUUUUGAAGCUGUAGGCUCCUGAGGUCUCGUAUAUGGGACGGUCUUCUCCAUCACCCCCUUCUUCUCACCUGUGUAGGGGCUGGACCCAAUAAGGGCUGGGAAUUUCCUACUUGCCCUCCCCCUUUCUCUCUGGUCUUCUCCCAGGCUGGAUCUGGGCGAAGUGUCACUUUUUAGUGCCUAAAGUCCUAUUUUUCCUCUGUGCCCUAAGAGCACAUUGUUUAUUAGCCAGGGUGGAGCAUUUUUGAUCUUGUUAAACCUCUUUUCAUGAUUAUAAGCAAGUCAGCUCUGGGGGCUCUGCAUCCUUCACUUUGAGCUGCCAGCUUGAUUUCCAGGUGAACCAGGGUGUCCUGGGAACUCUAGGGAUUGAGAGAGUGGAUGCCCAGGCAAUGUGUGGAUUGCAGGGUCUAAGCACAGAGUGCUGGGUGGACAGGGAGCAUCAGGAAUUGAGCACUUGGUUGGCUGCCCCGUCACUUACUCUCAGUGAAGGGCCAGCUUUCUUCAAGGACUGUCUGAGGCUCUUGGCUCUUAGAGGAAGUCUUAAGCCCUUGGAGGGAAUGGAUUUGGCAAAGGUACAUGUGUUUGGGCAAGGAGAAGCCAGGUGGCGUUCUCUGCUGCCCCAAGCUGCCCUAUUCCACGUCUCUAGUUUUUCAGACUUACAGUGGGAAUUCUAGCAGAGGAGGCAAAGCCUCUCUCGCGUCUGACCCCAGAGUUAGGAGAUGACUCAGGAGUAGAAAGAAGUCCUGGGUCUAGAAAGUGAAUCAUCCAUUUUGGAGGUUAGCUCUGGGGAACUGAGCAUUUGUCUCACCUCUUGGGGCCCUUCUGGGCACAUCCAUCAUCCUUCAUACACCAGUUCGAUUUCUCCACAGAAUGGCCCUGGAAUCCUUGCCAGAGCAUUCCAAAGGCUUCCCCACGCACAGCGCCUGGAGAUUCUCCAUCAGGAAAGCCAGUUUGGCAGGGAGAGCUCUCCCAGAUUGCUUGGUCUUCUAGUGGGGCCUCUUGAUAGAAGGUGCAGAAGGAAAGGAAAGUUAUCAAUGACCUACCCCAAAAGAACAAACUGUAUUCUUCUCUUGAAAUCGCUUCUCUUGCACAUCUCACUUGGCAGUGAAAAGUUCUUGACUUUUUAGUCUAAGGAUCCAGCCUUGUAGUUGCUCAAAGGCAGGAAGAGAGGACAAAAACCUACUGCCCAGGCCAUUGCCCAGGGAGUAGAAUAGCUGCUGGGUCAGCAAAAAUUAAUAUCCCUCCCUUAGGAAAUGAGAAGUAAGGAAAUGCAGUUGAAUGUCAACCUGGUGAUGAGUACUUCUGCCUGUAGGCCAGUGGGUCACCACCACUCACUGUGGUUCUGGUAUGAGGGUCAAGACUCACCAGCCAAAGGAGGAGUGGUGCACACUGCUAGAAAUUUCCCUGCUGGUCUAGUAGCCUGAGGCCAUAGUGGUUCCCCAACACCUUUGAAAGCAAAAAAGGCAAAACCACUAAUUUAUUCCAUAGACAACUAUUUAUUUAUUUAAAUUAUUAAGUUAUUAAAGGUCCCAUCCCUUGGGGAUGGCUUUUUUUUUUUUUUUUUUUUUUUUUUCUUUUGCUUGGAGCAAAGUGAUGUGUAACCCACGGGCCCAACUAUGCAGAGUUGUUCUGUUUUCGUUUUUAUUCUCAGGACCAUUCACAGAGGGAGCAGGUAACUGGGAGGGGAAGAUAAUCAUGUCUGAGGAUGCCCUCAUGCUUUCAGGUGAUUUGAACCCAGGAAACAAUGGGUGCACCUUGGGGGUGCCCCUCAGGCUGCCUGAUGCCUAAGAAUUAUGGAUCCCUUGUGGGCACUCUCUAUUCAAAUAGUUGUUUGAUUUUCAAACCAAGGAAAAAACCCAACAGUACUAUUCAGUCCCAGACAAAAGUGUUUUCUCCUUAUUCAGUAAUCUGCCAGAGAAGGGAGCUCAGCCUUGCAGGGAAACCCAUAAAUGACAUGGUAACUCAUGGUAACUGCAGCUGCCUGGCCUGGAGCUGUCUGCAAGGGCGCAUCAGAACCACCACCUCUUAGGCUAGCUCUUUCCAGCAGGCUCUUUUGUUUUCUGUUUGUUCACCUAAGAACUCAAGUCACAUAGGGGAUUUUUCUGUGAGGAUUCAUGUGGCAAAACAUUGAUGAGUUUAUACUCCAUUUGAAAUAAUUUACAAAGUUUCUAACCAGGUAAAGAACAGCUUACAGGGUUUAAACUUCCACUUACAGUGGAGUAAUUGAGAAGGUGGCCUUGGAGAGGUCAGUCAUGUCUACAGCUCUCAGUUGUCCACUGGGGCAGGGGAGUGGGGAUGAGGACGAGGAAGGGAGAUCAGACUCAUUCAGUAUUAACCUAGAAAGGCAUUUCUUCCUUCAGUUGGCUCGUCUUAGUUUGGGAAGAGACCGUCAUUUGGAUCUUUUCUGAACUAGGAGGAUAAUGGCAAGAAAGGCACCAUCUUGGACUGAGCCAUCUUUCAUCCUUGGCUAAGAAGCCUUUCAUCUAUCUGUCCAUCCUUCUUCCUUGCUAGAGGUAGCAGUGGAGAGAAGUCAUUUCUGGUUCUAGCAUGUCUUUUGGCUCAGUCAAAACCUUGAUGGGGUUGGAAAUAGGUGUGAAACCUUAGCUACCAUCUUGAUUUGCCUUAGAGCAGGGAUUACAGGGAGAGGGGAGAACCAGGAAACCACAGGAGGAAUGCUUUGCUAGAUGUAGAUUCUCCCCAUCUCCCUAUGCCCCACCCAAGCUUGGACUAUGUCUAAUACAUUCACAGGCACCAUCUCUAGACUGAAAUCUUAGAGGCAGAACUAGAGGAAGAAUCUUUUUAGGCCAUCUGUGGACUCAGAAGGAUACUUUCUGUGCCAUACUCUACUGCUUCCUUAGCUCUGCAGGGCAGCCAAAGCCAGCCCUUCCUCUUGGACCCCCCCCCACUCCCCCGCAGGAGAAAUAGCACUGUUCUCUCUCCCUGGGUGGCAGGACUGUGGUCUCCCUGCCACAUCCCUGACUCCACCUGCCCAUACCAGUAGGACACUUGAGCACUUCUCUUCCUAGUUCUCUCUCCCCCCGCCCCUGUCUCUAGGCUGUGGGACAAUCACCCCACUCACCACUUGACAUUCUUGGCCCUCAUCCCCAAACCUCCAGCAGGCUGACCCCACUCCUCUCCACCUCUGUUUUCUUCCAGAAGAUGUGUUUUGGGUCCGGGCGGAGCGUUUUUCUGGAAGGCCACCUUUUAAUGUCCCUGCUUUUCUGUGGAGCAGGAAUUUGCACACGGUGUAGAGAGACCCCCUUCCCACCUCUCUGCCCGGCCUCGUUACCUCACUCCUGCUCCGACCAUGGCUGUGACGGGCCCAGCCAGCUCCCUGUUUUGGUGUUCUAUGUGACCACUCAGGGGUCUUGGGCAUUGUUUUCUAUUGUGACUUGAGGUCCUCAGCAGGCCUGGGAGCCCGGAUUUGGAGCCCUGGCCACUGGGGAGAAGCACCUGGCCUGCCAAGAGGAGCUGAUGCCAGACGAUCUACGCAACAUGUGAAGGCGGAAAGAACAUUGUCAUCUCUGCCCUUUGGUCUCCCUUGCUUCUCUCGGCACAAUGAGACACUGCAGAAGCAAAAUGGUGGCCUCUGCUCCAGGCAAGACAGCUGGCUCUGUCUGGAAUGUUGGCCCUGGGCUUGGGUGCCAUGUGCUGAGAUCGCAUCGUCAAAGCAACCAUUUUUGCCAACAAUAGUGUGUGGCUCCCCACGCCUCCCCUUCCUGCACUCUAGGGCCAGACCACUCUCUGCAUGGACCAGACCAUCUUCCCAAACCCAUGGUGCUUCCCCCCUUCCCCACUCAACCUAGACCCCGAGGUGGGGAGGGAUGGGCCAGAGGCCAUAGUGGUCCCUGGGCAAUCCUGACAUGGGGUGGAGUGGGGUGAGGCAUAAGGAGGAGCCCCAAAUCUGCACUGGGCCAUCAAUGGGAAGGAACACAGGUUGACUGCAGUUGAGUUGUCUGGCCAUCUGUGUUGGGAACUGUAACUGUCCUCUGCCUGGCGCUGUGCGCAAGGUCUGGAAACUUACUGCUAGUACCUAGAAACAUACAAGGCUUCCCAGCCAAAUCUUUAAUGUAAGUAGCUAGACCCACGGAAGUACAGUAUGAAUUAAAAGAAAAAGUAUUGAACUACAAAUAAUAAAUGGUGUGUGUGUUUAUUGCUUGAAUCAUCAGUGCUCACCCCAAAUGUUUCUGGUCUUCCCAGAUGUGUACCACGCUUAUCCAUGUACUCACGGACAUCCUGAAAUCUAAGACCUCCUUGCGGGGGAGGCAGAGGGCGACAGCCUGAAGUGGAAUAGAUUUGGAAUUAGACUGAGGGCAAAGGUUAGCAUCACUGCUUACCAGCUGUGUGAUCAUGGGCCCAUUCAUCACUC